Messenger RNA from Hyla sarda, 3483 nucleotides. It is a transcript of the gene NCMAP, whose product is annotated as non-compact myelin associated protein. Gene Ontology annotation, cellular component: Schmidt-Lanterman incisure; plasma membrane; paranode region of axon. The coding region runs from base 305 to 616 and encodes 103 amino acids. Gene Ontology annotation, molecular function: structural constituent of myelin sheath. The record is from RefSeq and is a predicted model, not a curated record. Gene Ontology annotation, biological process: peripheral nervous system myelin formation; regulation of myelination. The transcript has 4 exons. NCBI's taxonomy places the organism in Eukaryota, Metazoa, Chordata, Amphibia, Anura, Hylidae.
AGUGGACAGGAGCGAAGGAGGAGGAGAGAGAUUAAGAAAGAACAAAAAAAAAGUCACAGUACACCUGAACAAGGAGUGGCGGAGCCAGAAAAACAGGAUCACGUUAUAGUUUCAAUAUGGCGUUGAACUAAACCUGGUGGAUAGAGACCACAUCUGACUAUAUACUGAAAUUUAGACACCAAACACAGGGAAUCAUCAUGGUGAAAAGGAAGAAGAGGUGUUGAGUGCAAGCAAAGUCGAGAUCUUGCCUAGGUUUCAAGGAGUGAGGAAAUCUAUCCACAUUCUAGCAGUAAGCACAGUUGUCAUGGCAACAACACCUCAAUUAAUAAACACAACGCUAUCUCCGGUAAAUACGACGACAAAGUCACGGGAACAGAUUCUUUAUCAGAGUGCUGGUGCAAUAGUUGCUGCUAUUGUGGUCGGUGUAAUUAUAAUAUUUUCACUGGUACUUGUCAGCCUCAAGAUGUACAACAGGCGUAAACGGACAGAGAGAGAACUGGGAAUGAGAAGCACCAAAACCACAAACACACCAAGCACAAGACCUCACAACAGUUCCCUUAGCCAGCCAACAUCUUUAACAUCUGUUCCACCUGACAUCCACCUUGAAAACCGAUGACUGAAGAGAAUGGGUGCUGCCAGAAAGUGAAGCCCAGUUUGAUUCACAAAUAAUAUUAGUUUAGGACUAUCUAUUUAGAUCCCCAGAUCUUCACUGAAACACUGAGAAUCACAAUGUGAUACUAGGUCUUUGCUUCUGAAACCAGCGAUCCCUAUAUCCACGAGCCUAUCCUGCACUAAACUUAUAAACACCAGAUAAACUAAGAAAAAAGCCAUUGAGCUGGCAUUCAAAAUGGCUUCUUUUUCCACAGUAGGGCAAUGGAAAUCCCCAAUACAUCACAAUUUCUUUUUCAUCUUCAAUCUACCACAAGUUUAACCAAAUGAAUGUACAUUGGACAGGAAGACUGGGGUACAUUUCUGGAAACAUGACUGCCCUUAUGUUGGCUUUUAUAUAUACAUAUUUAUAUUUAUAUAUGAAAGAAAGUUUUAAUUAGAUUUUUGGAGUUUCUCUGUUUUUUCGUAUAUGUCCCUGAGCAUCAUUUCGCCAUUAUUAUUCAAUAAAAUCACUGUGUUGAGCAGAGAAUAAAUCUAUUAUAAAAGUACUAUUGCUCGGUGAAUGUCUAUUGAAGAGACUUUAUGGAUCACACGGAUCACUGAGUGGGUACAACCAAACACAGCAAUAAUCAUUGUGUGUAUCAGGCAGUCGUGGGAUUUAUCUCCACAUGAUCCAUAUCAUUGUGUUAUAGCAUGUAAAUGUUUCCUAUGUAUGUAGUACCAGUGAUUUAUUUAAGGGUCUGCAUGACAAAAGUAAUUUAUAGAAAAUCUAGGAAUAUAUUUGUCAGAUCUUUAUGUCAAUAGCCAUCUUGCCACAGACAACUCCUUUCAUAUAUGAGUCAAUGGUUUGACUCUUAAUACUUUAACCUUUUCACAUUAUGUGUGGAAUUACUUAAAUGACUCUCCAAGUGUCAGGGUGGGGCCAAUCUGCUCAGGUGUCACAGCCUGGCACACCAAAUCGCUUGCUAUGAUCUCCCAGACCCUUGAUGAAUAAUGUACAGAGCCCUAUAUGUCAAUCAAGAAGGCCCUGGGAGAUGAGGGCAAACAAGGAGGGCUACCAAGCCCCGCCUCCUUGACACUUGGCAGAGAAAUAAAAAGAUUUCAUAUGUUUGGUAUCCACCAUCAGCUCUACGAAAGGUACAGUUUGUUUAUAUAGCCCCAACAGCUAUCCAAUGGUGUCUGCAGAUCUUGCCAGCAAAUACAGCUGACAGAUUCCCUUUACUGCUGUCUACAACUGAUCAGAAUCUAGAUUCCACACUUUCACAGCAGGUUAAAAAGCAAGAAGAGGCCAUACUAGCAACUUUUUGGUAUCAUUUCUUCAUAGACACCAAGUAAUUUUUGCACUUUUGUGGAACACAUGAUGAUGCAGUCAUAUUGUGUUGCACGCCUAGUAAAAUUAUGAGCAUGGGUGGGCAUCUGCAAUUAGAAUGCCAUCUGGAGGAUGUUCUGAUGUCUUAGCUUCAUUAUCAAUAGAUAGAUUUUUUUCAUGAUCAUACCAGCUUUCUGAUGUUUUUCUUUCUUUGUAGUUAAGGGAAAUGCUUUAAAAGAUGAACAAAAAAUUGACAAUGUGUUGUAAAUAUUAUCGAUGUUUAUUGCUGUCAGUCUAUAUUUAUAUGUCUGAAUACCAAGUACAUAGAUAGAUCAUAAUGUUCAGUAAAGGCUUAAAAAUGUGAACUCAGUCGUACACUUACUGAUGGGAUGCAUUUCUGUCAGUUGGAACCAUUUAUUAUUUGCAAUGGGACCUAUUACUGUAAAAAUGCAGUUCAAUCUACAGAUAUCAUGUUACAGAGAAGAGAGAAGAAUCUGAAUGGACUGAAUAUAUAGGUUUGUGCAAAAAGGUUCACAAUAACAUUGAUUUUAUCAAUUAAAAUUGCUGCUCAUACUGGGUUUUGCAGGCCAGUGGGUGAUCUUAUAACCUUUAGGGCCUAUUCACAUUACGUGGUUGCUAAGCGGAAUUUCCAGUGCAGCAGCCUCCGAUUAUUUUCAGUGGGAUUCUGCUGCACCAUUCACACUAUGGAAUUACCAAGUCAGAAAUGGAAAAAGGCAGACAUGGAAAUUUGAGAUACCAGUCUCCGCAAGAAGAAUGAACAUGUUACACGGAAUCCGUCUUCAGAGAUGUACCAUUUCUUAGCGGCCCGCUAAAGUUUCCAUAGUGUGCAUGGCCCUUAUUGUACAAGCUUGCAUACAAAAGUAGCUGUCAGUCACCAAGUAGGACCACCCACUGGACUCUUAGGCUAAGUAUAAUCAGAAGUUUAAAUAGACAGAUAUGUUUUCCUGCUUUCUAACAUGAUGCUGGCAGAUCAGUCUGCAUGCUUAAGGUAUGUUCACAUGAUGAAAUUUCUGCAACUGCGUCAGAAUUUCUGUGUUCUCACAAUACAGAAUUCCGCCAAUGAUUUUAAUGGGAUUCUACAAUGGAAUUCCCCAAAAUAUAAGACUGAUCUUAUCUUUCUGAAUGGAACAGUGGAAUCCCAUUAAAAGUAAUGGGCAGUAAAUUCCAGCGAAAUUUCUGGCAAAAUUCUUCCGCGGACGUCCGCACGGAAAUUCAGUCGUGUGAUUAUACCCUUACUAUGACAGGUUUCCCUCAAUACCACAAAUAUAACAAAUAUGGUUGACAAUCAUUGUUUGAGGUUGGAUUGUUAAUGUUUAUAUUCUAUGGCCACCUUUAUGCCUGAAAACCAUAUAGCAGUGUUUCCCAACCAAGGUGCCUCCAGCUGUUGCAAAACUACAACUCUCAGCAUGCACAAGAUGAAGGCUGCCUGGCCAGGGAGUUGUAGUUUUACAACAGCUGGAGGCAUCCUGGUUGGGAAACACUGCCUUAAAGACUUGAAACUUCAUUCAUAAAUCAAAAUCUCCAUUGUCAGAAUGGAAACUAAA